This is a messenger RNA of Closterium sp. Naga37s-1, 2169 nucleotides long. Lineage: Eukaryota; Viridiplantae; Streptophyta; Zygnematophyceae; Desmidiales; Closteriaceae. The record is from the annotation of a GenBank genome assembly.
AUGGGUCGCACGGUGGUGGCGGACGAGGCGGCGAUCCAGCGCCACGUGGACAAGCUCUUCCGCGAUAAGGCGACGUGGGAGCUGGGUCUGCUAAUUGGACGCUCCAGCACCGCUUCUCAAUCCCCCUCAUCCUCCUCCUUUUCCGCCGCCGCCGCCGCCGCAUCAGGCGCCUCGCGCGACCUCCUCUUCGCGCUCGUGCCGACGCCCAAAGCGCCAGGAGCGGCGGCGCCAGUUGCGGGCGGCACGGAAAGGAGCGGAUCGGAUUCGAGGGAGUGGCGACAUGUGGACGGCGACUGGGUGGCCGAACACGCGCUGCAGGUGUCACGCCUGCUGCUGGGAGGCAUGGGCGUGCUGGGGGUGUACGCCUUCUGCUCUGAUGCCGCGUACAGCAACGCCGCGCCUUCCUUGCUGCAGGCCCUGCACUCGCUUGCAGCCUCACUAUCUCCGCCCGCCUCACUCGCUGCCCUGCUGCCCCCUCCUCCCACCGACCUCAUUCUGCUGCACAUCUCCUCCUUCUCCCGCCGGUUCUCAGCACGAUCUGUCGCCACGUCAUCACCUGCCACGUCAGCUACCAUGUCACCAUGCGACUUCAAGCUCGCUGCCAUCCCGUCACCAAUCCUCGUGGAAGGGGGGGACGUGGUCGGGGGAGAGAGCAACUUGAAAGGAGGGGUGGGGAAAGCAGGGAAGGCGGGCGGAGGAAAGGGGGCCAAGGGGGGGAAGAAGGGGGGUGGGAGAGGGGGAAAAGGGGGAGGGGGGAAGGGAGGAGAGGAGGCGGCAUCUGAGGGAGGCAGUCAUGUGCGUGUGGACUGGGCUCUCCCACCUUCCUGGAACGUUCCUCUUCAAGACGGUAGGUUCCUUCCUUUCAUAUCCAAGAUCCUAUGUAAGAGUGAUGCCAUCACACCCCAUCAACCCCUUAACAUCAUACCCCAUCAUGCAUCUGUGCCCAUACACAUCACAUGGCACUCCUCCUUCCUCCCACGCCACCACACCCCGCCACUGCACACGUCAGGGGCCGCUGUGCCUUGCCAUGCGCCGAUACCCCUUGCCAAGGAUGGUCAUGUGCAUGGCAUGGUGCCGCUGUCAGGAAGUGUGCUGGCGCUCUGCCUCGCCAUGCCCCGAGACCCCUUGCCAUGUCUCACCUCCCAUCCCUCUAUCCACGUUGUCCCCACCACUGCAGAUGCCAAGGACGGCAGCAAGGACGGUCACGUGCAUGGCAUGGUGGCGCUGUCAGGCAGUGUUCUGGCGCUCUGCCUCGCCAUGCCACGAGACCCCUUCUCCCGAGUGCUGCACGAUCUCAGGGUUGACGCUGUGCGCAGUGUGGUGAGCCGGCUAGAUUUGGUACAGGAUGGGGAGGAGGAGCAGGCAGAACAGGGGGAGCGCGAUGAGGCGGAGGGGGGGGGGAAGGAGAGAGGGGCAGGCGGAGAGUUGAAGGGAAAGGCAAGGGAGGGAGGAGAGGAGGAGGAGAAGACUGACAAGGUGGAGGAGGAGGAGGAGAUUGAGAGGCCAUUGCUGAAUGGCAAGCUGCACAGGACGCCCUUCACCAGAUGGCACCUCCCCCGGCGUGUGCUGCUGCGCUGCUCUGUGGCUGGGGGAGGGGGGAGGCGGGGGGAAAGUGAGGGGGAGGAGGAAGGGGAAGGGGGCUUGCUGCUGGCGGACUACUGUGAGAUGGGGGAACGGGCGGAGGUGAGAUGGGGAAAGGGGCGGAGCGGAGGAGUGAUGCAGCGAGCUGUGUGGGAUGGCAGCAGUGGCAUCACCAGUGCAUCCCACCAGACUAUGCUGACUCAUCCCCUCUCUUUGCACCCAUCUUCCCUCCGACAGGCAGCAGAGGAUAGAUGCGGCGAGCUGUGUGGGAUGGCAGCAGUGGCAGACGAGGCAAUGAGGGAGCAGGGCAUUGGUGUGGAAUGGGAGGGGCAGGUGGAAGAGGGAGAGGAGGAGCAGAGUGGCAUGGAGGGCAGUGCUGCACCUGCUGCUGUGUGGCUUCCCCCUGGAACUGCACAUGCCAAGCCACACAGCAGCACCCGCCCUGGCAGCUCUGGCAGCAGUGAUACGAGUGCCGUGAAGGGACGGGUGGGGGAGAAGGGUUCAGCAGGCAGGGCUGUGUCGCUGCUGUUGGCUGUGCUCGGGGUGCUACUGGCUCUUAUUGCUGCACUCGUGCUUGCUCUCAAAUGA